Solanum pennellii is the source of this 445-nucleotide messenger RNA. Its product is annotated as stress-induced protein KIN2-like. The record is from RefSeq and is a predicted model, not a curated record. NCBI's taxonomy places the organism in Eukaryota, Viridiplantae, Streptophyta, Magnoliopsida, Solanales, Solanaceae. Bases 62 to 262 code for a protein of 66 amino acids. The transcript has 3 exons.
CACGAAUAAUUUGAUUUCUCUAAGUUUGUAACAUUAUCUACUCAAUUUUAAUCAGAAAAACAUGAAUAACUCCCAGAACGCAAGCUACCAAGCUGGCCAAGCCAAGGGCCAAGUCCAGGACAAGGGCAACCAGAUGAUGGACAGGGCUACCAAUGCUGCACAAUCUGCAAAGGAAUCGUUACAGGAGACGGGGCAACAAAUGCAGGCCAAGGCACAAGGGGCGGCAGAUGCAGUUAAGAAUGCCACUGGCUUCAACAAAUGAAAUUCUAUUCUUGAUUGCAAUCAGACUGGCUCAUUUUUUUUUUUAAUCCCCUCUUAAUAAAUUGAAGUUCUGUUUUCAUUUUAAAUUAGGAAAGCAUUUUGGUUACUUAGUAUAUUGUCAACUUUCUUAAUGACAUUCUUUCUUUCAAUCUAAUAAUAGUGUUGGUUCCGUCGAAUUUCUGAA